CGCAUGCGCAUACGAAGUAAAAGCAUACGGAUCAACAACAUACUCAGCGUUACCAGUGUCAAACUAUUGUCAAUAACCUUGAUGUUAGAAAGGUACCAGAUACUCAGAAGAAUACUGUUAGUGCUUCGCAGCAAAAACAGAAACACUAACUCUGCCUGAAACGACGCUAUAGCAAAGUGGAAGAAGAGAGAAGUGAAACCUCUAGCUGGAGCAGCUGGCUAACGUUGCACUUUUUGGAAGUCGCCCGAAACAGUUGACAGACUCGACGUGCUUGCUUCCUUCCUGUUGUUAGUGUGGCUAUUACAAUACCCAGCGACGAGAUACAAUGUAAGAAAUAUCGUGAAAGGAUACUCAAACCAAGGGUAGGUAACAACAGGAAGUAAACAAACCACCGGACUCCGUGAGUCUGUUCUACAUGAGUCUCUUGGCAGAAUGUCGCUGAGUUCAGGCGGUUGGACUCACACCCCUGGCUACCCACCGGACCAGUCCGCCGCCCUCCCCAGUCAUUAUGGGGCCUCGCAGUCACAACUUGGCUGCCAAACCGUCCUCAUGUCGGUUCGGGUGUCGGUAUGCCAUUCUGGUAUUCGGCCGCUGUGUCUUCCCGGAGCAGGUGAUGAGUCACUCCGCCUGCAGCUCAGUAUGGACCCGGGGAAAUCCGGGGAAUUCCGGCUGUCGCUCCAGGACAGCUUCGGGACUGGACGGAGUGUGACCAUCGCUGAAUUUGAUUUGAGGACGGUAAACUAUGAGGUGAAGUCACCAAAGUGCCACGAGCUGAGUUUGGCGACGCCUCCGCAUGACCGCAUCAGCUUCAACUUCCGCUGUGAGCAGGAGGCCCGGGAGUGGGCUACAGUGGUGAUGUCCUCGUUGAGGGAAGCACAAAGAGUAGCCCCUCAAGAUGAUGGUCCACAGCUCCCGCGGGAUGGUCAGAACACCUUGGCUUUGCAACAGACAGAGGAAGCCUGCAUAGAGCUGACCCGAGCCAUAGAAGCAGGUGACAUGCAGUCUGCGUCUGUCUUUGCUGCCACACUCGCCCGACAAAAUGCCACACUCAAGAUUUGUCCCUCUGCCAGAGACUAUGAAGACAGUGAAAUCAACUUGGCUGUUGCAGUUGAGGAUUGUUCUUCGUCCUGUUGUGUCACUGUGAAAGUCUACCCACAUAUGACUACCGCAGCACUGAAACAGCAGAUGUUUCUUGAGUAUGGCUUUCACCCGCGGGUGCAGCGCUGGGUGAUUGGCCAAUGUCUGUGCACCGACCAGCGCUCUCUGGCCUCAUAUGGGGUUCGUCAGGACAGUGACACAGCCUUCUUGUACCUCCUGUCAGCCCGUCAUGCUCGUUUGACCCACCAAGUCCUCCAGCAGGACCAGGAGAGUGCCCUCCUCCUUAGUCCUCCAUCUCUGUCUCUCCCCAUUCCUCCCCUCCCUGCUACCUCUGCAAAUGGCCCCUCAUCUCUGGGCCGGAGGGCUUACACCACCCUGCCUCCUAGACUCCAUACCAGCAGCAACACUGAGAGAAGAAACAUCAAUGAGAUCAGAGAUCUCAUCAACCUAGAGAUGCCUCAACUCAAUGAAGCACUAAGCCCCAACACAGCCUCCACCCAGGGUUGGUCGUGCCCUUCUUGCACUUACAUUAAUAAACCAACACGGCCGGGCUGUGAGAUCUGCAGUACAAACCGCCCUGAGAACUACGUCAUCCCGGGGGGAUACCGACCUGAUGCACUGGAACUCAGACGUAUCCAGCAGGAGAAGGAGGCUAUCAGACAGUACCAGCAGGCAAGGGAAGAGGAGCGUAGGGAGAAUUUUGCCCGGCUAGUGAUGAUGGAUGGACAGGACCUGCUGCCUAACCCAGAGCCUGUGGACUGUAGGAUCUGUUACGUGGACCUGCAGCCUAGAGAGGGGGUCCUACUCAGGGAGUGUCUCCACUGCUUCUGCAGAGAGUGCUUACGUUCAGUCAUCAUGCUGAGUGAGGAGCCAGAGGUGGCCUGUCCUUACAGAGAUGACACAUACUCCUGUUCCUGCUCCCUGCAGGAGAGGGAGAUCAGAGCUUUGGUGCCAGCAGAGGAGUAUGAGCGCUGGCUGCAAAGAGGCCUGUCAGUGGCAGAGUCUCGAUGUGAGGGCAGCUACCACUGUGCCACCCCAGACUGUCUUGGCUGGUGUGUGUACGAGGACACAGUCAAUGUCUUCCACUGCCCCGUCUGCAGGAAACACAACUGUCUGAUUUGCAAGUCUAUCCAUGAGGGAAUGAACUGUAAGCAAUACCAGGAUGACCUUGCAGCCCGCGCUAUAAAUGACUCUGCUGCUAGAAGGACAACACAUCUACUCAAGACUCUUGUGCAGUCAGGCGAGGCAAUGCACUGUCCCCAGUGUGGCAUCAUUGUGCAGAAAAGGGAUGGCUGUGAUUGGCUACGCUGCACUGUCUGUCACACUGAGAUCUGCUGGGUAACCAGAGGACCCCGCUGGGGACCUAGGGGUCCUGGAGACACCAGCGGAGGAUGUCGCUGCAAUGUCAACAAUCAGAAAUGCCAUCCCAAAUGCCAAAACUGCCACUGAGAAUCUCAAGAGUGGUCAGUUUGUAGAAGGGAAUGAAAGAGUCAAACGGAAACAAAAUAUUCUCUAAAAUAGAAAAAAAGAAGAUUAAGGUGAAUAAAAGAUUUAAGUCGAAACUGCAGGAUUGUUACAUACAAUGCAUCUUGCUUGUUAUAACUGGAAAGACAUUCUCAAUUUUUUCUCAGCAAAUUUCUAACCAUCACUUGUUUCCCUUGGCUUUUCAGUGCCAUAAGAAUAACAUAAAUUAUACGUUUUAAAUUAUACGGCGCUUAGCUCUGCCUCUCACAAACAUUAAGAUGCAGGCCGUAUGAUUUGAAGUCAGCGUUAUAACAGUAUAAAUGAAGUUAUCACAUCUGACUGUAAUGAUGAGAAGUAUGGUUACAGGUAUGCAGGGAAAGAGUAUUAACUUCACAAUGAUUGCAAUGUACAUCUAGCAAUACAGGUGUGGUGUUUUCUGUUUUGGUAGUUACAUACCAGGAUGCAUUAAAUUAAACUGAAGCGGCCUUAUUAUUGUGCACAAAAGCUGUAGCAGGGUGUUUUAUGAUGACACUUUUUGUGUUCUUUUAUAUGCAAUUUUUCUGCAUUGAGAUAGAUCAAACAAGUGUAUGGAGUUAUACAUGGUAAUCAUUUUUGUGUCCGUGUGAAAGCCUGACUGCAUGUGCGCCUUUGUUACCAAAGAGGUCUAAAAUGUGUCUGAGUGUUAAUCUGAGUCUCGUGUUGUUUGAGACUGACUUGAGUAGAAGCAGGCUGUUUGCAUUCUGUUAAUGUCUCACAAGCUUCUGUAUUUGACAAGCGGUGCAGAGGUCACUGAGGUACUGCUGACCAGCUGUGUGUUACAUGAUGACGACAUCAUCAAUAAAUAGCAGAGGGAAUUGAUUAAUAGUCAGAUGUUAGAUGCAAUACUUGAAUACUUUCUGAGAAGGCACAUGUGAAUAUAUUUUGACGAUAAGCUCAUAUUCCUGUUUAAAUAUGAUACGGUGCAUAUGAUGAUGUUAGCCAGCAUAGGCUACUUAACAGCUUUUUUAAUAUGUGAAAGCUUUGUAACCAUGGAAAUAUUUUUGGAAUUCAUCUAUGCAUGAAUUUGUUAUUCUAAUACAUUAAUGGAAAUCAACAACGUAUCCUGUAUCCCCUUUACCAGGAUAAGAGCAUGUAGGCUCACCAACUGCACUCUCUGUUACCCAGACUGCCCUCGACUACACUACUGUCCCGCACUGACAAGCAAUUAUUAGGUCUUCACUGUUACUUGUGUUAAAAUAUCAGCUCUGUGUUGCUGAUUGUGCCUUAAAUAAAUACCCUUUAACCUCACA
Molecule: messenger RNA, 3851 nt
Organism: Sander lucioperca (pikeperch)
Lineage: Eukaryota; Metazoa; Chordata; Actinopteri; Perciformes; Percidae
Gene: shrprbck1r
Product: sharpin and rbck1 related
Exons: 14
Coding region: 433-2547 (704 amino acids)
Biological process (GO): proteasome-mediated ubiquitin-dependent protein catabolic process; positive regulation of canonical NF-kappaB signal transduction; protein linear polyubiquitination
Cellular component (GO): LUBAC complex
Molecular function (GO): ubiquitin binding; ubiquitin-protein transferase activity
Source: RefSeq, a predicted model, not a curated record